CCUCAUUUGUGACUGACGUCCAGGCUGUCCGCCAUCAACAGCCUGUACACGGACCAGGCCUCCCUACCCUGCUGUUGGCAAUGACGACUUCCAUGUGCGGUUUGAUUUAUGGUCGUGUUACUAUAAUUGUACCGGAUGGAUUUCGCCAUACGACUUAGUAUGAUCAGUUGAUAUGCGCACAAGGAAUCACGAACACAAGAGUCAUCUGAGCAAAACGAGAAACGACAUUCUGUACACACACUCCUGUACACGGAUCUGAAAUUACAACAUCGCAGACCGUGAUAUAACGUGUUGGGAACAUAACACUGGAUAUGAAGAGAAACAGAUUUGUCGGAGGAGAUAACUAGAGCGAUGAAAAGCCCCUGCAUACGACGACAAGGCAUGAUUAUGGAUGUGGAGGACGAGACAGACCAAAGCGAUGAUUAUGACUAUAUGGGAUAUGAUUACACGACGCUUAAUGAGGAUGCUGCCUUCGCCAACACCAUACCGUCCUGGAACUUGUACUUGUACUACCUACAGGUGGAGUCCCCAAAAUCCAAACCGGUACUUUGCCCUGAAAAGUUUGAAUGUAAACCUGCCCAGUACGGACUGGAAUAUCACGGAAACUUGAGCCGAGACCAGGUAGAAGAUCUGUUGUCUAAGGCGGGAGAUGGUUCAUUUCUUGUACGAGAUAGUGAACAUGGGGACGGGGAAUACAGACUGGCAAUCAGAUUUGAUGAAACUGUUCGUCACUUCAAACUGUUCUACGACGGCCAGCAUUAUGUGGGAGAGAAACGUUUCAAUUCUCUGACGGACUUAGUCCAAGAUGGCCUUAUAACCUUUUAUAUAGAGGCCAAGGCAGGUUGUUACCUGGACGAUAUGGCGAAUGAGACAGCGUACGCAAACUCACCGUUUGGAAAAUUAACGACCCCUCAAGAGGGUCAGUUUAAAGAACUUCUGAUGAGGACUGUCCGGAAGACGAAGAACAUGAUGGCGUUGUUAGGCGCAGUGUCGUGUAAAGAUGCCACUGACAGUUCGUGGAUGGAUGACUGUUCGUCGGAAGUGUAUGAGAAGCCUCAUCGGUUUAAGACGAACACGUUCAAAGGGUUGCACUGGUGUGACUUGUGUGCCAACUUUCUCUGGGGUAUCGUUCAGCAGGGAGUCAAAUGUCAAGAUUGUGGUUUCAAAGCUCACGUGAAAUGUGCCUUUAUAGUUCCUAACAACUGCCUACCAAGUAUGAAGUAUGUAAAGAAGGUAUUCGGAGUAGACUUGACAACUGUGUGUAAAGCCCAGAAAAACACAGUGCCCACAAUAGUUCAAAAAUGUAUCGAGGAAAUCGAUGCUAAAGGGCUGAAUGAGAUGGGUAUAUACAGAGUGGCUGGAGAGAGUUCGGAUGUGGAGGCUAUCAGGAAGGCGCAUGACAGAGACCGGAAAUCCGGAGAAGUACCCAAGUUCAAAAGUUCCGGGGACCAUAUCCACACAGUAGCUAGUGUUCUCAAAUUGUUCUUCCGAAUGUUACCCAUUCCGCUCAUCACAUUUCAUGUUUAUCCCAAGCUGCUAGCAUCCACAACGCCCAAAACUCUAUCUGGAAGCCGGCGAGUACAGCUGAUGCGAGAGGCUCUGAAGGAGUUACCUGCCGCUCAUUACCAGACCCUCAAGUACCUGAUUGCCCAUCUCAGCAGAGUGGAGCAGAGGAAGGAAGUGAACAAAAUGUCUCCUGAAAACCUGGCUAUAGUAUUCGCCCCGACUAUCAUGAGGGCUAAGGACGUGGACGGGGACCCUUACUCUGCCUUCAGGAAUCUGGAAGCCGAACACCGAGCCGUUACUUACCUCAUUGUUUACCAAAGUAAAAUAUUCUGUGCGUCGUAAAAACGGUUAUUGCUGCUGUAGUUCAUAUGUGAAUAGGAGAAUGCAUCCAAGUUGCUGAUGAUCUGAAAAAUCCGUGUUUAGCCCAGGUUGUAUUUUAUCGUGCAAUUAUACCUCCUCACGUCCUACCACCAUAGCUCAAAAAGCUUAUUUAUUUAUUCGCAUAGCUGCAUACCAGUACCAAGAAACUUUGUAAAUCCUGAAUUAUUUGGGAUUUUUUUUAUCAUUUCUAUUGAAUCUAACCUUCAAAUCAGAUCAGUUUUUUUUUCUAUGGAUAGCUGCUGCGAUGAGAGACCCAUUUUUGGACAGACGAUUUUAAGUAGACUAAAACUGAUCUUAAAUAUAGGGUGAACGUCACAGCAAUACUGUCAGCCAGGGAGAGACAGGUGUAAACUGGGGAAGACAGCAGUGAUUUUUAUGAGAGGUCAAGUCUGGGACUUAAUCGGCCUCAAACUACAACGAGUAGAAUCUAUGUGUAUGAAGAAAACUGUGAAUGGUAACUGUUCAACUGGCUUUAAAGUUUGUAACAUGUUUUAAUCUGUGAUGGUUCUAAUUUGAAACCAAGACGCUGUGCGACUGUAGCUUCCGCCUUUCUGUUGAUGUAGAGAAUAUCUGUCUGUUCACACAAUAUAUUUUACGAUGAAAACGUGUAACAAUCGGAUGGUGUUAUACCGAUAAAUGAACAGUACCUGAGCACAUUUUAUUUUCAGUGUGCAUAUUAAUGCUCAAUGAAUUUACUAUCAUAGUUAUGUUGUGGUGAAAUCAUUUUAACAUGACGGAGAAACUAUUUUCAAGGUUGACGGUACUUUAACUUUCAUUGUAUUCUUUUAUGCUCAAGUGCAGUGAACAGGUGGUGUUGAACACAUACCGUUGGUGAAAGACGUGGGAUAUAAUAGUAAACAUCGAUCAAUGAUGUUUGUGAAUAUAGCAAAUCUACUGUAAAUAUUGUUCCAUGUUUAGCUCAAUUUUUGGUCUUCUUAACGUAUCCCUAUGCAUUAUCUCCUCCAUGAUGGCUUAGUUCUGUGAGAACGAUUUGGGAUUUCCCCUCAGGUAGUUUGAGUGCCGAAACGAGAAAGGGGAAUUCCCAGUACAACUGGCAUGCCGGUAGAACUGUGAUGGUCAGAGUAGGGAGCUGGCGACUGUGAUGUAUCUUUGCGAUUCGCCGCUGGUUUCUUUGAGGGUUCAGUCCGUGUUUUUGUGAAGAGAAGGCAGAGUAUUUUGUAUUGCUCCUGACUCCAUCUGUACUCAGUAUUGUCUGUAGUGUUGGUCUCGUGUCAGGUUGUGUUUUUGCGAACCAUGUGUGCCUUCACCAUUAGACACUGGCCUGAGGUGCUGAUUAGACCACAACACUCGUCCGAAUAGUUUCAACUCACCAGGCACAUUUCUACGUCUGUAUAUAUUUUUUAUAUAUUGUUAAUCUUUUUUCUGCCUUUCCCCCACCGUGUAUUGUUUCUGUACAUUUCCUCAGUUUAACUCAAGAAUCCAAAUGGUAAUAAGGCCUUAAACGUUAUUUUAAGAUCCAAAGCUCUACCAUGUGUGAAAAUGGUUAUUGUCAAUGAAUUGAGGGGAUUACGUAUGAACGAUGACAGCUGCACAACUUCGUAUGGAUUGUAUGCAUUCCCAGUGGAACUCUCUGUAUUACAUGUUUAAAGGUAUUUCUGUUUAUGUUAGAACCACUUACGACUCAUUUGUCAAAUUUGAUGUGUGGAAAAAAAGACUCACUUAAUAGAUUCUAAUGUUUGUACCUCCGGACUUUAUGUUGAAUACUUUUGAUAUUGUCAGUAUUUUUCUAGUAUUAGAUCAGGGAGAUCCCGUAUCACCAGCCUUUCUAUUGAUAUAAAUUUGCUGCAUGUAUUAUAAACCAUUCAUAUAUACGUCCUGAUUGAGACUGUUUUACCGUUAUGACUCUGUACCUUGUGUAUAUAAAUAUUUAGUGUAGCUAAAUUGUUUGGCCAUGACUGUGCCCUUAGGACAUAAAAUGACUUCCAUAUUAUCGUUGCGGGUAUGAUGGUAUAAUUGAUGGCGGUAUAAGUUUUCCUUGGUCACUUACAGUUUCAUUGGUUUUGUGAGAGUGGAAAACCUGCUAACCACGCAGUUUAGGCCCAGAGCGUACUUAAACUUUGUGGGUGUUGUCAUCUCGAUGUCAUCACAUUUUACCAGUUUAAUCAUUUAAUACAAAGCUUGUAUUUUCACAACAGGGAUUGCGCUUUUGUAUAAAGAACGCUUUCGUUGCAAAAACACAUUAACUUUUCCAGUGCAAAUGAUAUGACUGGUAUCUUUUGUGUCUCGUAAUUGCCGGUUUGUAUCUGACGUAUGAAUUACUACGGUCUUUUUUUCUGAAAAAAAAUCCUAUACAAACAAGACACUUCUGAAAUGCUCUGCUGUUGCUCGGGAAAUUGUGGCGACAAAAUGUCGAGCUUAGGUUUGUAUCAUUUCCCGUAUGUAGUCGUAAUGUACAUGGCGUUACAUAAUUGAAAUACAACUAAAUAGAUAUGUAUUUCCUCUGGGGACAGGUCACAUGACAGUUUGAUUGACAGGCGACUAGGUUGACCAUCGGUAAUGUUAGUAAACCUACAAAUGUAUGCCUACCAUAUUAUGUUGUUUGCGCCCAUGCCUGCGAACAAAGGACGCAAGGUGUUUGCCAGAGUUAUCGUCCUUAUAUCGGAGUAUAGAUAUCCAAUAAAGUUUAGCGUUG
Liolophura sinensis is the source of this 4540-nucleotide messenger RNA. RefSeq names its product N-chimaerin-like. Lineage: Eukaryota; Metazoa; Mollusca; Polyplacophora; Chitonida; Chitonidae. Gene Ontology annotation, molecular function: GTPase activator activity. The record is from RefSeq and is a predicted model, not a curated record. Bases 352 to 1848 code for a protein of 498 amino acids. The transcript is spliced from 12 exons. Gene Ontology annotation, biological process: signal transduction; regulation of GTPase activity.